AUUUUUUUUUAGUUUAGUCGAACCAUGGACGCGGUGCAGAGACACAGAUCCAUGUACAAAGGCACGACUCCACCAUGGAAAGAAACAUACCGGAUGCGCUGUGUGGAGCGGUUGAAGAACAGCCGGUCGAGGUUACUGGAGAAGGUCAGACAGAUGGGAGAGGAUUCGGGAGGAUCCAAGGUGAUGGAGGAGGAAUGGAGCGCCUUGCAGUCGUCCAAUCACAGUCUCCCCUCGCUCUGGAAUGGAAAGGGCAUCAGAGAUGGGUGCCCAAACUCGGUCCUGGAGGGCCGGUGUCUUGCAGAGGUUAGCUCCCACCCCAAUUAG
Sinocyclocheilus anshuiensis is the source of this 324-nucleotide messenger RNA. Its product is annotated as RPA-interacting protein A-like. NCBI's taxonomy places the organism in Eukaryota, Metazoa, Chordata, Actinopteri, Cypriniformes, Cyprinidae. The coding region runs from base 25 to 324 and encodes 99 amino acids. Gene Ontology annotation, cellular component: nucleus; PML body. Gene Ontology annotation, biological process: protein import into nucleus. The transcript has 3 exons. The record is from RefSeq and is a predicted model, not a curated record.